AUGGCUUCCUCGAGACUAGUGGUAGCAAUGCCUCCCCCUCGCGCUGCGGCGAUGUGGAUCGCCGUCGUAUUGGUGGUGUCGCUCGCCCUCGUCCCCGCAGCAGCUGCGCUGCGUUACGGGCAAGCAGAGCCCCCUCCCAAGCUGGACUAUGCGUCGUGUGCGGCGGAGGUGGAGGAGUGGGUGGAUGUCCAGAUGGCUGAGACAGCGGAGGUGCAGUGGCAGCGGGAGGAGCGGACAGCGAGUGGCGAGAGCCCCAUGCCGCAGACUCUCUUCUUCCUGCACGUGGCUCGCGCAGGAGGGAGGACGUAUCACCAGUGCUUCCUGAGCACGCUCAUGCCCAGCACCGUGCAGUGCAACAUGUCAUACCACGUUCUUCGAGACGACCCCACUAUGGGGUGUCGACUGCUAGCGACACACGACGACUACGGAAUGACCUCGCAGCUCCCGCCCGGCGCCGCCACGGGCGUCACGACACUCUUCCGUGAACCCCUCGAUCGAGUGCUGUCCAUGUACGAGUUCUCGGUGCACAUCUCGGGACGCAGCAUGGGGCUGGACCUCAAGCAGCUGCCGGAUGAGACGCUGUACGCCGCCCGGCGCAAGAUGCGCGAGCAUUAUAGGAAUCUGGUGCCGACGGACACGAGGAACGUGUGGCCGUGGACGUCCCUGUCUGUGACCAUGGAGGAGGAUCUAUGGGACCGGCGUGACUUUACCGGCAUUCCCCCUCCACCCCUGGGUUUCGACGAGGGCAGUGACGACAUGUACUCGCGUGCGCACCUCGUGAUGCCUCUGAGGGAUUUCAUCGAGCUGCCCUUGGCGUAUGAUGUGGUGCACAACGGAGCAACUUUCCAGCUAGCGGGCAUCACGAACAACAGCGUGCUGCCAGAGGCGAAGCGGCUGAGGCAGUGUGUGCUGCAGCACCCGGACCUGGGAGGGGAGAUGCUGAAGCUCGCCAAGGCACGUGUGGAUGCAUUGAUCCACCUGGGAUUCACCGAUCGCAUGGAGGAGUCCAUCGAGCUGCUGCUGGCUGUGAUCGACCGCUCCUUCUCCUCCCAGGCCUUCACCCUCCCAGGCAAGAACCCCAGGGGGCGGUGCAAGAGGCCCAAGAAGAAGACCAAGGAGAACGAGAGGCCGUGGAAGAGCAUUCGAGAGCAGUACGCGGAGUGUCUCAAGGAUCAGAUGGAGCUUACACAGCUGAACGAGCUCAUUGCCUUCCGCCACAUGGGGCCGCUCAAGUUCUCCCGAGAGGACAAGUACCGACCCAUGAUGGAAGCAGUGGGGAACCCAUCCUCCGACCGCUGCUAA
Messenger RNA from Closterium sp. Naga37s-1, 1302 nucleotides. Lineage: Eukaryota; Viridiplantae; Streptophyta; Zygnematophyceae; Desmidiales; Closteriaceae. The record is from the annotation of a GenBank genome assembly.